Molecule: messenger RNA, 714 nt
Organism: Triticum turgidum subsp. durum (durum wheat)
Lineage: Eukaryota; Viridiplantae; Streptophyta; Magnoliopsida; Poales; Poaceae
Source: the annotation of a GenBank genome assembly
AUGGGAAGAGAAAAGCUCCAUGAGCAGCCCUCCGGUCGUCUGAUUGAAUCCCUUAAAAUGGAGAGGGUUAGGAUCAUUCUGACUCAUGGAUACCCAUACCGACAUGAGCACUCGACACAUUUCAUCAUUAGGAAGACUAUCAAGCCAAACUAUUCAAACUUUAGUCGUUGGUACAUUGCAUGGAUAUUCUUGGCAGCAUUAUACCAUCUCCCUAGUUUUCAGUCAAUGGGGUUGGAUUUGAUGAUGAAUCAUUCCCUGCUCCUCGCUAUUUAUGUUUCCUCUCUAGUUUUCUUUAUCAUCUUCCGCGUCAUAUUUCUUGGACUCUGGUAUUUGGGUCUUGUUUCUCGCAUAGCAGAGAAACAGCAAGUGAUGCUUACUAUAAUCCAAAAUUGUGCAGUGAUAAGUACAGCUUGCUGCGUGUUCUACAGUCACUGUGGUAGCAGAACUCUUUCGAGGGACAAAUCCAUUGAUCGUAGAACUGCUAACUGGGUUGCAUUUUCUCUGUGGAGAAAGCAAAAUGAGGACAAUACACUGAUUUCAAAGCUAUUGCGUAUGCAUAAGUUUAAUGACCAGAUUUGCCCAUCCUGGUUUGCUCCGCUUCCAAUGGAUCCGAACACUCCAACAUCAUUUCACCUGUCUACUCUUUCUAGGCUAUAUUCAUUGGACUUUGCAUGGCUAAUUAUGUCGUGGAGUGGUCAACUGGAUGGGCUCUAA